AUGCACCGGGCCCUGCACUUGGGAUCCAGAGCUCUGAGUUCAGCCUUCCCCGGAAUUGUCCAGCUCAUUCAGAUUGCACCUCUUACCACUUCCCUCUUAUUUCUGCUCUAUGCUGACCAAGAUGUGGAUUUCAGUUCCUUGUCCAUGAUGUCCCCUUCCCCAAAAUACCCACACCAGACCUUGGUGUGUUUAGCGGGCUUUACUGAGGUAGAAGGACUGACUGAGGUCAGUCAGCAAUUUGAAGAGAGUGUCACAGAGACUGACCAGUCCUUUAUGAAUGCAGAGUCUGAUGGCAUUCUGGGCCUGGAAUAACCCUGCUUGGCUGCUGAAAGGGUGACCCCGGUGUUCGACACAGUGGCCCAGAAGCUGGUGGAUCUACCCGUGUUUUCCGUGUACACGAGCAGUGACACAGGAGGUGGUGCAGGUAGCGAGCUGAUUUUCAGAGGCUAUGACCUUCCAGUCACCAAACAAGUCUACUGGCAGAUUGCAGUGGACACAAUCCAGGUGGGAGGCACCAUGAUGUUCUUCUCCGAAGGCUAGGCCAUUGUGGACCCAGGCACCUCCUUCAUCACAGGCCCCUCAGGCAGUAGCAAGCAGCUGCACAGACCACUGGGGCAGAGCCCAUGGACGGGGAAUUACUGUGUGGAGUGUGUCAACAUCGGUGUCUUGCCGGAUGUCACCUUCACCAUCAAUGGGGUCCCCCACACCCUCCAACCGACUGCCUACACCCUGCUGAAAUUCAUGGAUGGAAUGAAGUUCUUAAUCAGUGGCUUUCAAGGUUCUGACAUCCAACCUCCAGCUUGCUUCUUCCGGACCCUAAGCAAUGUAUCAUUAAACAGCUUUACUGCCUUUGACCAUGGGAAUAACCAUGUGGGGCUGGCCCCAGCAGUCCCCCAAGCAGGGGCCUUGUGUCUGUGCCAGCCCCCCUGGAAAUUCACUUGGGCCUAUUAG
Kogia breviceps (pygmy sperm whale) is the source of this 951-nucleotide messenger RNA. RefSeq names its product cathepsin E (gene CTSE). The record is from RefSeq and is a predicted model, not a curated record. NCBI's taxonomy places the organism in Eukaryota, Metazoa, Chordata, Mammalia, Artiodactyla, Physeteridae. Gene Ontology annotation, molecular function: aspartic-type endopeptidase activity. Gene Ontology annotation, cellular component: endosome. Gene Ontology annotation, biological process: proteolysis; antigen processing and presentation of exogenous peptide antigen via MHC class II.